Molecule: messenger RNA, 4551 nt
Organism: Drosophila kikkawai
Lineage: Eukaryota; Metazoa; Arthropoda; Insecta; Diptera; Drosophilidae
Biological process (GO): proteolysis
Molecular function (GO): metallodipeptidase activity
Source: RefSeq, a predicted model, not a curated record
UAAAUGAGAUUAGUUUUAAAACAGAAGCAGUGAUGGGAGCAAAAACGUGUCCUUCCCAUCACUAGUGCUAUAAGUGUCCUGAAAUCAAGUAGACUCAAUCAUUAAUAAUCAGUAAGCAGCUAUGACCAGUGGCUGAGUGCAUCACGUAAAAAUGUCUUCCGGGGAGUGGGACCUGCGUGCGCUGAAGGCGCUCGAGGAAGAGGAGCAGCGCGAGUUCCUGGCUCUCAGCCAGAAGAAUCUCUUCGACCCGCUGCCCAAUCCCACCUCCGAGACGGCCCCCACUGGGAAGCCCACGCUCACCUACGCCCAGCUACAUCCGCAUCUGCUGAAGCUCCCGACGAUCGACGAAUGCCAGCUGAUGGCCGUCAAGCAGCAGAGGUCAGCCGGCUUGCGGUUCAGUCGCGCCCUGUCCCUCUCCGCCCAUUCGCUUUCCUCGCGAACGGGAAGCGCCAUUGCUGGCGGAAGUAGUAGCGGACUUGGCUUUGGGCGGAAGCUCAAGGCCCGCUUGGUAGGGGCCAAGUCCAGUGGUUCCCUGUCGCCUGGACGCCACUCGCACAGCUACAGUGUGUCCCCGGUGUAUACGCCGCCGCCCAUGAGACGAUGUGCCACACUGCAUCAUACACAGCCAGUGCGCAAGGCCUUCAAGAACCUCCAGCAGCUGCAGGAGCGGAAGCGGCAGGCGGCGGGCAGUCACCUUCAGCGGAUCGCUGGCACAGGAAAGACCUACUGGAAGUAUGGAGCAAACUCCACUGCGGCCUCGAUAGUGGGACAACGUGCCCGUCAGAAGCAACAGCUCGAACUGGAGUCCAAUGGUUCCGAUGAGGUCAACUCAGAGCCUCAAGAAGUCUCGGAGGCUGAGACCGGUUCCUGCAGUGUGCCGCUGCCCUCAAAGGACACCAAUGAAAUCCUUCGCCUGAUGCUCAGUGCGGCCAGCUCGGCAGUCACUGUGACGCCCACGGCAGCGGCAGUUGGCAACGGAGCAACUGGUGGCGCUCUCCCAAUGCGGCGCUACCAGAAUGUCAGCGAUGUCGAGGAGGACGAAACUGUUGCGUACGAAGCUUUCCACCAGCAGCAACAGCAGCUGGCCUCUAAAAGCUUUGAGCGGAGUGCUGCUCUCUUGCGAGUGGGCAGCUUAACAGCGCAAGAGAGCGAUAACAGUCCCCAAAACAGUCCCGGUCGCGACAUGCAAUCCACAACGACGGGGGGCCGGCGGAUGUUCAAAUCCUCCUCCUUGGAUUGGCCCGGGGAAGCACACCAGCAGCAGCAGCAGCAUCCGCAGCAAUCCCAGCAGCAGCAGCAGCAACAUCAGAGCCUCCAGCUUCAACAGACCGCAAAUCAGCUCGAGUUGGUCGAACAGCAGACAAAGGAGGCUCGUUACCGGCAGCGAGAACACUGGGACCUGGAGCACGUCCAUUUCCACCAGGACGGACUCGGACACCUGCCCACCGGCGCUACGGUUAUAGACGACGAACUGGAGCAGCAUAUCAAGCACUGUUCGUGCUCCUGCAAUCACAUGGGCUAUGGCAACUCAAUGGAUUAUCAGACCACUGGCUUUGGUGGAUUGCCUGACGUCACCGAGCACUCCAACAUUCGCCGCACUCUGUCCCGCCAGAACUCCAUCUCCAAUAGCGACUCUGGCGGUGAAAUAGCCAGCAUCCAAAAGUCCAAGGUCAACUUCGGCAAUGCCAUAUCCGGCGGCGUGGUCGUGGGUGGCGAUAUUGUUGGACUGGACGCCAAGUCGCCCACCUCGCUUAACUCGGCGACGGCCGGCGGCGGCACCGUCGGAAAAGUCAAGGGAAAGGCCUCAAGAAAAACCAAUGCCGGUGUUGAUGGCGGGCAGAAAGGCAGGCGUGGCUCUUGGCUGGUGGCCCUCACCCUGGUCAGUGCCAUCUGCCUGCUGGCCAUUGCUGCCACGCUGGCGUACCAGCACUUUCUCAUGGCGCCCAGCCGCAACUCCCAUGCCCAAAGACUGAGAAUCGUUCGCCGGAUACUGCGCGAGGUGCCGCUGGUCGAUGGGCACAACAACUAUGCCUGGAAUGUGCGCAAGUAUGCCCACAGCAGCCUGGAGCUCCAUCUCAGCCACGAUCUCGAUCACAAGUCGCUGUGGGCGCGGCCGGCGUGGGCGCAGACGGACAUGGAGCGGCUAAAGCAGGGACUGGUCAGCGUGCAAGUGUGGUCAGCAUAUGUGCCGUGUGAGGCUCAAGGCUUGGACGCCGUCCAGCUGGCGCUCGAGCAGAUCGACAUUGUGCGGCGCCUGUCCGACAUGUAUGCCCGGGAAACAGUGCUGGCCACGUCGUCGCAGGACAUCGUUGAGGCACACCGCCGCGGGCUUCUGGCCUCGCUGAUCGGCGUUGAGGGGGGCCACACCAUUGGCUCCUCCUUGGGGGUUUUGAGAUCCUUUUACUCCCUGGGAGCGCGUUACCUCAGCCUCACCCAUCGCUGCGAUGUCUCGUGGGCGGGCUCGAGUGCCUCGCCGGCGGAACAGGGUCUCACGCCCUUCGGCAAGGCCAUUGUCCGCGAGAUGAACCGGCUGGGCAUGAUGAUUGAUCUGUCGCACAGCUCGGAUGCCACUGCUCGGGAUGUUUUGCAAGUGACACGGGCGCCGGUCAUCUUCUCGCACUCCGCCGCCCGCCAGCUGUGCAAUUCGACGAGGAACGUGCCGGACGAUAUACUCCGCCUGGUGGCCGAGAACGGUGGCCUGAUCAUGCUGAGCUUUGACUCCGAGGACGUGGCGUGCGGGCGGCAGGCGCGGCUCCAGGAUGUGAUCGAGCACAUCAAGUAUGUGCGCGCCAUUGCCGGCAUCCAGCACAUUGGCCUGGGAGCGGGCUACGAUGGCAUUGAGCUGCCUCCACUGGGCUUGGAGGAUGUUUCCAAAUACCCGGAGCUGCUGGCCGCCCUGCUGGAGGAUCACAACUGGAGCGAGGAGGAUGUGGCCAUGCUGGCGGGCCGGAACUUUCUGCGUAUCAUGGAGACAGUGGAGACGGUGCGCGACUACUGGAAGCGAGCGGCCAUCCAGCCCAUCGAGCAGACGGAGCCGCAGCCCAAGACGCAGUGCACCUACAUGUCCUCGUGACCGCAGGCGCAGGCGGUGAGACAACGACGAGAGGAGCCAAACCCGACCACAGAGCGGGCAAAUCGAACCACGGCCACGCUGGCUGGGAUUCAUUUCUGGCAUCCCACUGGGUCGGGGGAGAACUCCAACUCCAAUCACACAGAUCCGGCAGUGAUUGCGGCCACGGCAACCAGUUUUACGGUCAGCGAGCUGCUCCAGUAAAAAUAUAUCCAGUUUGGAUUAUGAAACCAGAGUUAAGCCUUUUGGUUGGCGGUUCAGUUUGAAGGGUAUCUUUUUUUUUGGGAAGGGAGGAGAGCGAUUAAUGAUAGAAACUUUUCCAACUCUGAUAAGUGGCAAUAGUGUAACUUUAAAUAUUAUUAUUAUAAUAAAUUUAAAAAUAUUUCUGUUUAAUUUUUUGCUAAUAAUUUGAGUUAAACAAGAGAUUAACUUUUAUUUGAUGAUUUUUUAGUUUAAAUUAUAAUUUGCAAAACGAAAACUUAAACUAAAAACAAGAUCAUCAAAUCAUAAAAUUUAGUUUUAUAUAUUCAUUUAAUUUAACUAUUUUAUAAUAAUUUUCAAGUCAUAAAAUUAAAUUGUUUCUUCCUUUUAUUUAACUCUAAAAACAACCAUGUAUAUAUAUUUGAACUUCUUCCAGAAAAGACGUAGUUCAACAAGCUUUGAGUUUGAAAAGUUUUCAACAAAAAAAAAAAACAAUUAACAUUUGCUCUUCCUCCACCCAACAUUUAAGCAACUGUUGCGGCAACCCUCGUGAAUAAUUAGUGUGUACUCGUAAUUUACUUCCGUAGGAUGCAUUGAUAGGCGUAUGAAUAAAUAAUAAUAAAUAUACUAGUAUUUAGCCCAUAUUUGUUUUGCAGCUCUUCUUAUUGGUGUUGUGGCUCUGCAUAAAUUAUGCACAGUGCGCAUAUACUUAUUGAUGUUGCUGUGCCACGGGGCGUAUGCGCAACGCAGCCACCGGCCGAACUCUGACCUCCGAACCGCAAACCAAAAACAAAAAAAAAAAUCUUUCUUGGCUUUCUCUGUGACUGUAUUAUACAAGUAGGGCACACGCAUCAAUGAUUCACGCUAAUUAUAACAAUUAAGCGCAAUAUAUUUAAUCACGAAAACAUCACAUCACCAAUAUAAAUCAUCAAAAUGAAUUAAUUGCAACAGAGAUUCCACACACAGCUAGUUAGUGUUAAGCCCAGGAUCAAAAAUCAACACAGCACUGCAGUUAAAGGCAAUUAAAAAGAGAUUAUUCAUUGGGGUCUGCAUAUGCGGAUCUCUCUUAAUUUCUGUGUUAGGUUAGUUAAGAGCCAAAGAAAACCCAAGGAAAAAUCAAAAAAACAAAAAACUAAACAUUAUUCGUGUAUGCAUAGCUACAUAUACUCCACACACAGACACAGAAAAUAAAUAAAAAUACAAAAAAAACAGCAGAAUCGUAUAGAGGGAUACGCAUUACCAUAAAAAUAAAUCGAAUAAAACAAAAAAAGAAAUUGUAA